Messenger RNA from Stereum hirsutum FP-91666 SS1, 2589 nucleotides. RefSeq lists its product as uncharacterized. Gene Ontology annotation, molecular function: zinc ion binding; DNA binding. Gene Ontology annotation, biological process: DNA-templated transcription. The transcript has 14 exons. Bases 355 to 2394 code for a protein of 679 amino acids. The record is from RefSeq and is a predicted model, not a curated record. NCBI's taxonomy places the organism in Eukaryota, Fungi, Basidiomycota, Agaricomycetes, Russulales, Stereaceae.
CUUCCUUCCUUCCUUCCUUCCUUCCUCGUGCAAGGAUUCAUAGUAGCGAGUCAACGUCUUGCUGCGAUCAAGAAUCGUUGUCUCGUUCUGUUUUCGUACUUACGGGUUACUUACUUUCAUGAGCAGCGGCGGUCAAAAUAGAGGUAGCAAACGAGCUUGCGAUGCUUGCCGGCGAAGGAAAGGUUGGUACGAUGUGAAGAUGGCGACGGCACACAGAGAUGCAAGAACUGCGUUGUCCAUGAUAUCGAUUGCACGCAUAAUAUCGUACCACAGAGAAAAGGCCCAAAGCUUGGCUCUACGCAGGACAGAAAUCUACGCACGAGACUGAAAGAGGUGGAGGAUCGUCUUCAGCAGAUGCAAAGCAGUGUGAACGCUCAACCUUCCGCGUCCAGUCCUUCGUCUCGCUCCGUCUCGACCCACAACUUAACCCGAAGCUCAACAUUACAGAAUGGCCACGACGCGACAGAAGUGCAUGGCCUCCACGCUUCAUCAAGCAUGUCAGAUAGCUUCACCGAUGAGGAACCAGACUCUGGCGAGGACGAGUAUGGAAACAUUCGACUUCUCGCGGAGGGGAUCGGGGCCAUUUCGCUGGAGGCCAAUCCUGGACGCGAUUUUCUGGGAAAGUCCAGUGUUUCCGCGGUUUUCAGGACCGCAGAAGCACGGCCAGUAGCGCCCUCAGAUGAGCCGGCUUAUGCGCUACCUCUAAUCCCUCGACGCCGCAUUUUUUGGACUGCCAACCCAUGGGACCACGUCACUCCAUCGAAGACACACUUCGUCUUUCCUCCCCCACCGCUUCUGGCUAACCUCGUUGAUAUCUUCUUUAUACGGGCCAAUUCAUGGAAUGGCCUUCUUCAUCGUCCAACUUUUCAGGACGCACUGGACCACGAUCUUCACCACACAGAUCGAAGCUUUGGCGGUGUCCUGCUCAUGGUAUGUGCUGCAGGUGCAAUAUACUCGGACGAUCCUAGUCAUAUGGACGAUUGCGAUACGAACUUCGGUAUUGCUGAAGAGCCACCAUGGCGUCCCGCGGGCUGGAAGUGGGCUCGUCAGGUAGACCCAUUGCAGAAUGCUUUAUCGCACACUUCUUCGGUGUACGAUCUACAGUUAUACGUGCUUUGCGUGAUGUACAUGCAUGCGUAUACGCACGCGGUCGAUCUUUGGGCGCUGGCUGGACUUGGCCUACGACGUGCUCUGUCUGUUGGUGCUCAUAGACGAAAAUCGUAUGGUGGCAAAUUGACUGUCGAGGGGGAGCUGUGGAAACGAGCUUUUUGGGCACUUAUGUGUGUAGACCGUGCCCAAUCUGCCAUCACAGGACGCCCAUGCGCUAUCCAGGAAGAAGAUGUCGAUGUAGAUCUUCCGUCUGCAUGCGAUGACGAAUAUUGGACUCACCCUGACCCAGCCCAGCGGUUCAUACAGCCUGAAGGAAGACCAUCGACGGCGUUGUGUAACAUAUUCCUCAUCAAACUGCGGUGUAUAACUGCCAAAGCGUCGCGGACCAUUUGGUCGAGCAGAAAAGGUGGAACCCUCUCCGGUUCCACUGGUCAAGACCGGGAACAACAAGCAGUCGCCGAGCUUGACUCCGCGCUAAACAGAUGGCACAAUACCCUUCCAUCAUAUUUGAAGUGGGACCUGGAGCAAUCGGACAAAACAUUUCUCACACAAUCUGCGCUCUUGGCUUGUGCUUUCCAUGAGACUCAAAUUUUCGUACACCGUCGUUUCAUCGUGACGAACGAUGGUCGGAUGCCCGCGGCUUCUUUUGCUGAAGCAUCACGCGUCAUUUGCUUGAACGCUGCCAGAACUUGUGGACGUGUCCUACACGGCUUACGUAGUCGUGAGCUCGGACAUAAUAUUCCCUACACAUUUCUUUUGAUGCCUGCGUUUAUGUCCGCUAUGAUGUUGUACUUCGACAUUGGCCGUGAAAGAAGACUGGGUCUUCCGAUGUCACAGCAGCAUCUACGGGAUCUUGAGGAUGCGUCCAGGUGUAUGGCUUUCCUCGAGGACGCAGAGAAGAGAUUUAUCUCCGCGGGGAAAAUGAGCGAUGCGCUGGUACAAGUGGCGGCCAAUCUCGAUAUUCACGAUCUCUUCGGGACAUCGGUUUCUUACACCCAUGGAGCGGUACCAGCCGGAACCAACGUCGAUCCUACAAACAACGGCGAAAGUCUUUCCCUUAGUGGCUUCAGAGGUUGGGCUGAAAUGGGUGGACGGGAUGGGGGGGAUCAUGAAGAUCUCAUCUUCCCGGAUGGCCUGCCAGUGUUCGAUCAAGUGGAUCUGCCUGGACUUUCUUUACCAUUCGACCUUAACCAGGGGACUGGCGGGUGGGACAGUUUAAAUGGCAUUUUCAUGUCAUCGUCGACAGAUGAUUUUUGGGCACCAUUUUCUUCUCCACCUCAGUGAUACAGAUCUUUUCUUACGACCCAGAUGAAGUAGUUGAUGAUUCUCGGACAUCAGUGGCUUGCUGUUUCGAACUUUAGGUACCGGUCCUAGGAAUAGACAUCAUUGCAGUGCUAGAUACACGCCAAUAUCUGGGUAGAUACCUCACAAAUAUUCCACAAAUUCGUACAUAUCAUACAAUGGCAAUCUAAGUUACCG